Molecule: messenger RNA, 285 nt
Organism: Tupaia belangeri chinensis (Chinese tree shrew)
Lineage: Eukaryota; Metazoa; Chordata; Mammalia; Scandentia; Tupaiidae
Product: ubiquitin-conjugating enzyme E2 variant 2-like
Exons: 2
Coding region: 13-285 (90 amino acids)
Source: RefSeq, a predicted model, not a curated record
CUGCAGGAGAAGAUGGCGGUCUCCACAGGAGUUAAAGUUCCUUGUAAUUUUCGCUUGUUGGGGGAACAUGAAGAAGGACAGAAAGGAGUAGGCGAUGGUUCGGUUAGCUGCGGCCUUGAAGAUGAUGAAGAUGUGACACUUACAAGGUGGACAGGCGUGAUUAUCGGGCCACCAAGGACAAAUGAUGAAAACAGAAUAUCAGUAUUAGCAAAAUGGCAAAACUCUUACCGCAUUAAAGUCGUCCUUUUAGAGCUACAACAUCCAAUGAUGUCCAAAGAAAUAUGA